Molecule: messenger RNA, 1915 nt
Organism: Mercenaria mercenaria
Lineage: Eukaryota; Metazoa; Mollusca; Bivalvia; Venerida; Veneridae
Product: gastrula zinc finger protein XlCGF57.1-like
Exons: 5
Coding region: 8-673 (221 amino acids)
Biological process (GO): regulation of DNA-templated transcription
Molecular function (GO): RNA polymerase II cis-regulatory region sequence-specific DNA binding; DNA-binding transcription factor activity, RNA polymerase II-specific
Source: RefSeq, a predicted model, not a curated record
UUGUCCAAUGUGUGGGAAAGGCUUUGCCACAAAAUGGAAGUUGGAUACACAUAUGCGAGUUCACACUGGAGAACGCCCUUUCAGAUGCAGUAUAUGUGGAAGACAGUUUAACCAGAAAAGCAACUUGAAGAGACACCAGAUACAGUUACCCAGAAAGAAAAUUACAUCAUUUCAUCAUCAGUCAGUGACGUCAUUUGAUAGUAUGCCAAUCAAAACCUUUGACUGUUUGGUGUGUGAUUAUUUACUGGACAACAUUCUGAAUUCUUCGGGGGUUUCUCAAGAUGCGGAUCGGAUCAGAGUGUACGUUUGCAAGAUUUGCGGGAAAGCAUGUCCCUCCCAGUGGAAAUUAGAUCGACAUAUGCACACGCAUACUGGAGAACGGCCUUACGAAUGUGAAGUGUGUGGGAAACGUUUUACACAAAAGAAUGCUGCUUGGCCCUCUACUUCUGAGCUGCCCAUGACGAUAAAUGACAACAGUAUCAGUUUACCCGGAAUGGUCGCUAAGUCUUGUCAUUUAUGCGGAAAGGUAUUUUCCUCGAAUUGGAGUCUAAAAAGACAUAGCCGUAUACAUACUGGAGAACGUCCAUUCGUUUGUUCACUGUGCGAUAAACGCUUUAUAGAGAAAUGCAAACUGAGAGCACACAUGUUGACACAUCUUCGGCUAUUACCAUAGUCAUUACUGCAAUCUAAGUGUUUUACAUUCAUAACCAUUACUCAGACUCACACUUGCCUCGCAAACUCGACAAAUCUAAUCUUCUGUGUGUAAAGGUUGACUGUUGGGCAGUUUCAACAGAUGGAUGCAGAGUGAAUCGCGAGGCUUGUUUGGUAACUUUCAACAAAAUGCGAUUCAUUGAAAUACACCAGAUAAGGAAAAAAGUAAUGCGUUGUUGAGUCGGAGAAAUGUCUUUGAAUAUAGCCCAUACUCACUGAAUGCAAUCAACGUUCAGUCAAAUUGCCCAGCAAUCUACGUGCCUAACGGGGGCUCCCGUGGCCAAGGGGUUAUGAAUCAAUCGCCCCACACCGCUGUUAGUUUGAAACCUCGUUUACAGUGUUGGAUUAUUCCUUGUGAAGAAGCAUCAAGUUGGUUUACGUCACGCUGAAGGCUCUACCGUCUCUUUCACCGUCUAAAGCUGGAAUGUCGACAUAUGACCUAAAAUUGUGCCGGUGAGAAAUACAAAGAAAAAACCCUUUCCCUGUCGAAAUCAGAAAUUCCAACCCAACUCACUGACUGUUUUUACUUUUUGUUAAAUCUCUCAUUAUUUCAUGUAUGGACCUACAGGACAUUAAACUGGUAACACAGACGAGCACACAGUGCUAACAGUUGUUAUAGUAGAGGGUCCACGGACAUUGAACUUGUAAUGCAGACGGACGGACAUACUUCAGAUGUCAAGAAGAAAGAAGGAACAGGAAGACCCACAUAGACAGACAGAGAUGGAUUAUAGCUCUGUAUGACAGAGAUGGAUUAUAGCUCUGUAUGAGGACAUCUGUCUGUUGUUAUUAACAUAAUUAUAUGAUGUUUUAAUCGUGUAUAUUCAUAUUUCUUGAGGGUUCCUUCAUGAAGGUAAGAGUGAGGGAGCUUUCAAACUUCAAUCAGACAACUGCAAGCUUCACUCGAUGUAUACUUAAAGGAUUCUCCCUGAAAUUGGAGUCGAGUGUUGGGUCGGGUAACGUUUUACUUCUAGAUCCGAGGUUAUUAACUAAGACCGGAGACCAGCCUCAGAAUGCAGCCAUGCCAUUGGUCAAUACCACACGCCUGCCUAGAGACAACCAAUCAGAGGCUCGUUUGCUGUGACUGGUCCCCAAAUAGUUCUAAAACCUAUGACACUGGCGCCAAAGACAAUCGUUGUAUUAUAAAUAUGCAUGGUAUUUCUUUUUUUGUGUGUUGCUGUAUUUGUAAAUAAACAGUAUCUGUAUA